Linum trigynum is the source of this 1502-nucleotide messenger RNA. NCBI's taxonomy places the organism in Eukaryota, Viridiplantae, Streptophyta, Magnoliopsida, Malpighiales, Linaceae. The record is from the annotation of a GenBank genome assembly.
AAUUAAUAACCCUUAACGGAAUUAACCGAAUAAUCCUCAAAUGCGCCCAAGACCCCAAAAUAAUACCCAAUAUAACCCAAACAUAAAUAAACCGACAAACAAGUCCAAAUACCGAAAUCACCCAAUAAGUGGGUUUCUAACAUAGUGUAGAUUAGGGGUGGCAGUCGGUCGGUUUCGAUUUAACCAAAAACCGAAAACCCGGUUAUCGUUUAAACCGAGACACCCCCUAUAGCUGCCGACCACCGACCGAAGAGAGGUCACGGUUAGCCGGCCAACCGACCGGUCGGUUUCGGAUUUGGGCUCGGUUAGCCGGCCAACUGAAAAAAAUACAUUUUCCACAAAAAAAAAAUUAAAUAAAACAAAAAAACUCCACCACUCCUUCCUUAUCUCCUCCUCUCUCCUUCCUUCCUCCACCAGACCUCUUCUCUCUCCUUCCUUCUUCUUCUCUCACCUUCUUUCUCCAUGGAAACAGAUCUGCAGGGGUGGCGAGGUGCGGCGACGGGCGGCGAGGCGUGGCGCCGGGGAGGAGGAGGUCGUCGAGGCGAGGGGGCGGGCAGAGGCAGUCGCAGGGGCGGGGCUGAGGAGGGGCCAGCGGCGGAGCGCGCCGUUGGUUCCGCCGCCAGAACCAGAUGCGCUGCUACUGUUGUUGUUGAAAGGAAUCAAAUCCGAGGAGGAGGAAGUUUCUUCUGCCUCUUGCUUGGCCGGCUCGGAGUCAGAGCAAGUUGUGGUGGCGGUGGAAGGAGGGGGAGCGGAGGAGGCAGGGGAGGGCGGCCGGAGUCGUCGGAAGAGGGAGGAUGGGGGAGGAGGAGGGAAGAUGGAGGAACGAGAGGUCAGAGGAGGGAGGAUGGGGGAGGAGGAGGGAGGAUGGGGGGGGGGUGCGGCUCACGGCUGUGCGAAACGAGAGGUCCGAGGAGGGAGGAUGGAGGAACGAAGGGAAGGGCUGCUAGGGUUUAGGGAGAGGUGGGUAGUUUUAUUUAGGCCAAAACGGGGUCGUUUAGCGUCGGUUAGCCGGUUAACCGGUCUUGAUUUUUCAGCUAACCGCCUAACCACUGAAUGCCUCCGACAACCGACCGCCACCCAUUUUUUCGGUUUCCGGUUAGCCUCUAACCGGCGGUUAACGGUUAGACUAGCCGGUUAGCCGCUAACCGGCAACCAAACUGACAACCCUAGUGUAGAUGUUUACGAGUUGCUGCGAUGGUUACGUUCGAAUGUUGGAACUUGAGGAGGAGGAGUUUAUUCUUGUGCGCGAAAUGGUGGAGCGCUUGAACUGCCUGUCCAAGUCACCAAAUGAUGACAAGAGCUUGUACAUGGGUGAAGGUUAGGGAGGGUUAACUGUGUGGGACACGAAAUCGGGGAAUCCUUCCUUGUAGUUGCUUUUGUAAGAUAACUUUUAGUUCAAGAGAGUUAUUUCAUUCGUCUAUUAUGAAACCCAUGAGUUAUGAAAGGAAAAGGAGUGUUACAUUUGAUUCACUUGGUUUUAAGAAUAAGGAGUUAUCAAAGAU